Molecule: messenger RNA, 5624 nt
Organism: Epinephelus lanceolatus (giant grouper)
Lineage: Eukaryota; Metazoa; Chordata; Actinopteri; Perciformes; Serranidae
Gene: emilin1a
Product: elastin microfibril interfacer 1a
Molecular function (GO): protein binding
Source: RefSeq, a predicted model, not a curated record
AAACUUUCUUGUUGUUGCACAGCUCUUCUGCAGCAGCAACAGCACUCACACUGAACCGCUUCAAUUCACCAUCUGAAAUGCACUUGACUGGACUGUGCGGGGUUUGCGGGACUUUGUCAUCCUGUGAAGUAAUGGCGCUCCAUCUUCAUUUAUCGACAGCGCAUCACUGAAGAUAAACAGCAGCUUAAUCGCGAAACUUUUCAAGGAUCAACUUUGGAAAUAAAUGACAUUUCUUUGUACUUAACGCGCACCGCACAUGAGGAUGGAGACGGUGUUUUACCUGCUCGCCUUCUUGCUGGCCCGGGUUAGCUGGGGUCUUGGAUAUGCGGAGUCCAGUGUUCAGUCGGGACAGAGAGCGGCCAGCAGACACAGGAACUGGUGUGCUUACGUGGUGACACGCACUGUGAGCUGUGUGAUGGAGGAUGGGGUGGAAACGUACAUCAAACCGGACUAUCAGCGGUGUACCUGGGGCCAGUGUCCUCGAGUUGCCUACCGGACAUACAGGAGGCCAAGGUACAAGGUAGCUUACAAAAUGGUGACAGAAAUGGAGUGGAAGUGUUGCCAUGGUUACUCUGGGGAAGACUGCCACGAUGGGCCGAAGGUAACCACUGACACUCAGGUCAAUGGAGGGCGACCCCGCGUCACGCAGACGGGCUACAACACAGGUGGCGGACAGAGAGGAGAAGGUGACAGUGAGAGGAUCAGACAGCUGGAGGAUACGAUCAGCGGUCUGACUAAAGACCUCCACAACAUGCAGACCACCAUCCACGGCAUGAACCAGAGGCUGCCUGGUCUGAAUGGGGCAGUGGUCCCUGCUGAUUCAGCUCAGCCACAGAUGAAGGAAACCAUCAACAACAUCCAGACCAAGCUGGACCAUCUCUACAACAGAACCCAGGUCCAUGACCAGACCCUGCUUAACAUCAACAACCACCUGGUGAACGGAGGAGGCAAUGAACUGGAUGGAGUGGUCAGAGGAGGAAUUGGGGGAAACCAGCUGAACACCCUGAAGGAGGAGAUACUGACGGAGCUGGAGACAAGGGUGACUCUGUCCUGCUCUGCCUGUCAGGCUGGUGUGGAGGACCUGAGGCGCCAGCAGCAAGAGGACAGGGAGCGGAUCCAAGCCCUGGAGAAACUGGUCAGCUCCAUGGACCAACACUUGAGGCAGAGCCUGGACAUCUCCCACAGUGAGACUCAACGCUCCCAGGCCUGCUGCACCACAGUCACUAAGCUGGAGAACAGGAUGUCUGAUCUGGAGGUCCAUGUCACCUCCACUGCUAACAAAUGUGACACUAUUAAAGGACGACUGGAUAAGGAGCUAGCAGGGACAAGUGGAGGAAAGGGAAGAGUGACAGAGGACAGAUUGAAUGGCAGACUGAGAGAAUUGGAGAAGAAGGUGAAUAACACAGUGAGGAAGACGGAGCAGCGGUGUACAAACACAGGGAACAAUGUGAAAGACAGUGUCCAGAGAGACGUCACACAGCUGCGCAACAUGGUCCUCAGUCGGCUGGAUGAUAACAGCUUCAAGAUCGGCAAGAUAGAACUGGACGUGUCUGUUCUGGGAGAUACAGUCACUGACCACAGCCGGCGUUUAAGUCAGAUGGAGAACAUCACAACGUACCUGGACAGAAGGCUAACAUCAAUCGCAAACAUCUGCAAUGAGACCUGUGGGGCUAAUGGAAAAGUCCAGAAGACUGACGACACUGUGAAAACCUUAGAGUGGAGAGUUGUGGCUAAUGAAGAGGAGAUUCAGAAGUUCAACACCAAGUUAGACGAUCUGUCAGUUUCAGGGGACUCGCUGAUUGACAGAGUGAUCAGCUUAACAGACGAUGUCAAAAAGAUAAUAGCUGUGACGGGGGAGAACGGAGAAAAUUUCAACCGGAUUGUCACAGAGGUUGAAACAUUGGGCCGUGAUUUUGAGGACUGUUCUAUUUGUAGCAGCGUAGAGGAGGAUUUGCGCUUGCUCACCAACUCCACUAUGAGCGGCCUCAGCAAGUGCCAGACAGAACUUACAGAUCUACGGAGAAAGGUCAACUCAGAAGAAUCUGUCUGCUCUCAGGUGUGCUCCAACCUUCAGGAGGAGGUAGGACGACUCAGAGAGGAUGUGGAGGAGUGUACUGGACAAUGUAAAGUCAACAUCAAUGAUCUGAAGAAACGCCUGGACAGUCACGGUGUCCAUAGUGGAAGAUUAGGUGGGGAUCUGAAGUCCAUCCAAGGAGAGCUGGCUGGGGUCAUGGUCACAUUUAACUCUAUCAAUGACACUCUGAAGGGCCUGGGAAGGACUAUACAGACGCAUGGGAACACACUGACUGAUCUGACCAACACCAAGGACAACAUAAUUUCUGAGGUGGACAAUUUGCAGAAGGAGCUGACAGAUCAUGUUGAUGACUCCAAGAUUCGAUUUGGCAGUCUGGGCAAAGAGAUCAAAAUAAUUAGGAGCAACUAUGUGACGGAGAUCGGGGAGUGCCGGCGGUCCAGCGAUGGUCUGGACAGAAGACUUUCUAAGCUGGAGGAAGUAUGCACACGCAUGGACUCUUUUUCAGACAGCCUGGAGAGGAUCAAGGAGGGUCUGGACCGACAUGUGUCUGGGCUGUGGAGCUGUGUUAAUGGACUCAAUGUCACGGUAACGUCUCAAGGAGAUCUUAUCGAUGAUAUCCAGAACGUCCAGCUGGAGAAUGUCCACUCCGACAUACACAGACUGAACUCUUCAGUGGUGGACUUGGUCAAGGAGUUCCACAGUUUCAUAGAGCAGGACUUCAUGGGUCCACCUGGUCUCCCGGGCCCUCAAGGAGAGAGAGGUGAGCGCGGAGCCCAGGGUCCUGUCGGACCCCAAGGGACGGUAGGACUCCCAGGUAGAGAGGGCAAGCAGGGACCAGCUGGACCCCCAGGUCUCAGAGGCGAACAGGGUCUUGCAGGGUCUGAUGCACACGUUCCACGCCUUUCUUUCUCUGCGGCGCUGACUCGUCCAAUGAGAAGCGCAGGAACCAUAGUGUUCAAUGAGGUCUUUGUCAAUGAAAAUAAUGUCUACAAUCCCAGAACAGGGUAUUUCACAGCUCCAGUGAGUGGGAAGUACUUCUUCAGCGGCAUCCUUACGGGCCAUAAGAACAUGAAGAUCGAGGCUGUGUUGUCCAAGUCCAACACUGGUGUGGCCCGAGUGGACUCAGCUGGGUAUCAGCCUGAAGGCCUGGAGAAGCCCAUGGCAGAGGCCAAACACAUCCCUGGGGCUCUGGCUGUCUUCAACAUCAUCCUGCCCUUGGAGGCAGGGGAUACAGUCUGCAUCGACCUUGUCACUGGCAAACUGGCCUACUCCUCUGAACCCCUGACCAUCUUCAGUGGCAUGCUGCUGUACGAGACCAUCUGAUUGGAUGUAGUCUCAACCUCUUGGUGAAACUUUCAGCAUGAGAGCAUCUAAUUUGUUUGCUGGAUUGUUAGAGACAGAGCUGCUGGUUGAACAGGCGAAUAACUGAAUUACCUGGACUGAUUCAUUCAGCAAGGAGAAAAAUAUGUUACAUUAUGUGCUAAGAAAGAAGGAAAGGAAUCCUUUUCAACCACGAUAAUUUUUGUGUUUCACAGCUUUAAGAAAAACUAUUUGUGCAAAGAGUCAUUGUGUUUUUUUAUUCUUUGUUGUCUUCAGAUAAAAGCCUCUGCAGGGUUAUCUUAUAAUUCCAUAUAUCAUGCUGUUCCAUCAAGACAGCCUUCAGGUCUGGUGUUAAUGAAAGGACAUUUGGUAAGAUGAUAGAAGAUUAAGGAUGUGGGUAGUCUUUUGUUUUUUUUUGCAUGUAAUCCACCCACAGCAUAUCAUACUGUAUGUUCAGAGGUUACUACACACCAUUUCUUCCCAUUUCUAAUCUAGUUUUCUUUCCUUCAUGCUCACAGUUUCAUUUUGACCACAAGCAGAUUCCCAGCAACAUAAUGCUGAAUGCCAGUUGUCUUGGAAAAAAUGCAGAGUGAUGGAGGCGGAGGGGACACAGUCCAAACCACUAUUCUUUACAAGGAAAUACACAAAUGAAGUCACUGACAGUUCAUUCGAGAAACCACAGGAUUUUAUAAAUCAUACAGCAGCAAAACAAUAAGACCAUUUUAGGACAUUAGCUAUGCCCAGAAACAUGAGGGGAGGAGGAGGAUGGCCUGGAGGAAGAAUGGGGAUUUUUUCCCCCUCUGAUUUAAUAAGGGCCAUCCAAAGUUGGUGGAGGAUCAAGUAAAGUUAUGAAGCUGUUACUAUCAGUCUAUCUUACAAUGGAAUUUUUGUGGAAAGCUAACAAAAACAAAUAAUGAAGCUGAACCCUUGUCUCUAUGCUACAAAUCCCACCUCUUUCAUGUAUACGCAGACACUUCCUGCCUAUAGAAGUUCAAUUAAAAUGUCUCCGGAAUAACACGUGCAUGAUAUCAAGUUUGUAGAUAAUUUUGAAUGGAUUUUACUGAACAAAAAUUUAACCACAAUAUUUUUGUUUUUGCUUCGAUUUAUCACAGGUUUCACUCAAAGAUCUUAGACUUUCUUUAAUGCACUCGAUAGAUUUAUUUUAAUUUGGCAGUUCAUCCAACCGUCCUCACAUCUGCACAAGUCAGUUACUAUGACAAACUGCUGUCAGGUCAAUACCCUGGUAACGACACCAAGCAUACAAAUGAGCUUUCAUGAGACGGUUUCUGACUGUUUGUGCAGAAAUUGUAAUAUCAGUAAUAUCAGCUGUUCGGGUGGCUGGUCUCAGACAUUCUUGGAAGUGAACUGGAUGUGGACAUGCUGAGCUAGUGUGGCUACACAGCCCGUUCUUGUUCCGAAGUUGUCAGCCCAGUGUUCGCUUACUGUGUGAAUGUAGAGCCAAACCAUGAUGUCUUUUUCUAAACUUAACCAUGUGCUUUUGUUUCCCAUUGCCCAGAACGUCAGCAGCAGAUAAGGAUACCUAGCGUGUAAUAUUUAGAUGUGAAAGGCCACUGACAAAGCGGUGACUUGGGAUGAGAAUGCACUGUGUUAUACGUGAUCUGUGGUUGUGAAGAUGGUUGGAAGUACUGCAAAAUUGAAGGAAAUUACAUUGGAGACCACUUAUGGUAGUAAAAUCAACGUUGUUGUUGUUGUUGAUGUACAUGGACAACAGCUCCAGUGGACAUUCUUGAAGUCAGCAUGCCAAAUUGCACACAUUUUAGAGUGACCUUUUAUUCUGACCAUCCCAGGGCACCUGUGUAGUAAUGAUGCUGUUUUAUCAGCAUAUGCCACACCUGUCAGGUUGAUGGAUUAUCUUGGAAAAUGAGAAGUGUCCACUAACAUGGAUUUUAACAAAUAUAAUUGGAUAAUAGUAUGUGUUGAGUGCAUGAAAACAGUCUUAGAUCUUUACCUCAAACCUGUGAAAAGCAGAGCAGAUUGGGCCACAUAUUGCAUUAUAUUACAUUAGGAUGAAUGGAUUGAUACCAGCAUAUCAGGGUUUGUUCACAAUACAUAUCUUUUCACAUUUUCUUUAGUGUUCAGUAUGGGAAUGUAAUUUUAUGUUUUUAUGCGUUGUAUAACCUUGAAGGAAUGUAAAUAUUUUUAGCCCAUAUAAGAUUUUUACCACUUCACCUGUCAGGUAUUGUAUAUGUUUUGUAUGUUUUUGCCACAUGUGUGCCUCAAAUACAGAUACCCACUUUUACACAGCUGA